Molecule: messenger RNA, 3448 nt
Organism: Bursaphelenchus xylophilus (pine wood nematode)
Lineage: Eukaryota; Metazoa; Nematoda; Chromadorea; Rhabditida; Aphelenchoididae
Source: the annotation of a GenBank genome assembly
AUGACUGACUCUAAGUAUUUCACAACAACAAAGAAAGGUAAGCCUCCAUCUUCUUUAUGAUUUUAUAUUAUUUUAGGUGAGAUUUUCGAGCUCAAGAAUGAACUUAAUUCCGAGAAGAAGGAGAAGAAAAGAGAGGCGGUAAAGAAGGUUAUAGCUAGUAUGACGGUUGGAAAAGAUGUCAGGUAAGUUGUAGGUCGCUUUUAAUUGAUUUUUCUCGAUUUAGUGCCCUUUUUGCCGACGUCGUCAACUGUAUGCAAACGGACAACGUUGAGCUGAAGAAAUUGGUGUAUUUGUAUCUCAUGAACUACGCCAAAAGUCAGCCUGAUCUAGCCAUCAUGGCUGUGAACACGUUUGUCAAGGUGAGGAUAUUUAAUUUUUUCAAGAUUGGGUAUUUUUAGAUCAAAUUAUAUUAAACAUGAGCUUGUAGGACUGCGAAGAUCCGAAUCCGUUAAUCCGAGCUUUGGCGGUCCGCACAAUGGGUUGUAUUCGUGUGGAUAAGAUCACUGAGUACCUCUGUGAGCCCCUGAGAAAAUGCAUGAAGGAUGAGGACCCGUAUGUCCGGAAGACUGCAGCUGUUUGCGUUGCCAAACUUCACGAUAUUAACCCUCAACUUGUGGAAGAACAAGGCUUUGUGGAGCUGCUCACCGAGUUAUUGAGUGAUGCCAAUCCAAUGGUUGUUGCCAAUGCGGUUGCUGCGAUUACUGAGAUCAACGAAACUCAGCCUUUAAUCGAGAUCAACGGCAGUACCGUUAAUAAGCUUCUCACUGCUCUAAAUGAAUGUACCGAAUGGGGGCAGGUGUUCAUUUUGGACGCUCUUGCCAAUUACCAGCCCAAGGAUGAACGGGAGGCCCAAAAGUGAGUGUUUUUUUAAUGUUUUUCAUGAAUUUUAGGUAUUACUUGACAUGUUAUCCAUGAUUUCGAAAAUAUAAAACUUUUUUAGUAUCUGCGAGCGUAUCACUCCCCGUCUUGCUCAUGCCAAUGCUGCUGUGGUCCUUUCGACUGUCAAGGUUCUCAUGAAAUUGAUGCAAUUGCUUCCGGAAAACGGUGAUUUCAUCCAGCAGUUGAACAAGAAGUUGGCUCCGCCAAUGGUGACAUUAUUGUCGGCCGAGCCGGAAAUUCAGUAUGUAGCGUUGAGGAAUAUCAACCUUAUUGUUCAAAAGAGGUAAGCGCUUUUGUUUUUUUGUUUUCGAAUUUUAGGGUUAUUGGAUGCCUAGUGCAAUAUAAAUUUUGACAAAAAAUUAAAAUUUCUUCCCGUUUUUUAGACCUGAUAUCCUCAAGCAGGAGAUGAAGGUGUUCUUCGUCAAAUACAACGACCCAAUCUACGUGAAAAUGGAGAAAUUGGACAUUAUGAUCCGUUUGGCGCAGGCCAACAACAUCUCCCAAGUCCUCUCCGAACUCAAAGAAUACGCCGCCGAAGUGGAUGUGGACUUUGUCCGCAAGGCCGUCCGAGCCAUUGGGCGCUGCGCUAUCAAAAUCGAGCAGUCCGCGGAACGUUGUGUCACCACCUUGCUCGAAUUGAUCCAGACCAAAGUCAAUUAUGUUGUUCAAGAAGCGGUGGUGGUCAUCAAAGACAUCUUUAGGAAGUACCCGAACAAGUAUGAAGGCAUUAUCUCGACUCUGUGUGAGAAUUUGGACACUCUGGAUGAACCCGAGGCCCGAGCUUCGAUGAUUUGGAUUAUUGGGGAGUAUGCGGAAAGAAUUGAUAACGCUGAUGAGUUGUUGGAGUCGUUUGUCGAGGGCUUCCAUGAUGAGAAUACUCAGGUAAGGGGUUAUGAAAAAAUGAGCAGUGAGGUUAGUGUAAAGUUUUGCACGGUGCAAAAAGUUCAGUUUAGUGCACUGUGCAAACCAGAUUUUAGCCUAUUUUUAGCGUUGCACAGUGCAAAAAUUAAAAUUUUUUGCACAGUGCAUGGAGGAUAAAAAAAAAUUUUUUUUUGAGCUUAUCCAAAAAAUAAAUGCUUCAUGUGAUAAGAAACAUUAGUAUGUUUUGAAGUAUUUCUUCCCUACAAAGAAGAAAAUUAAUUUUUUAUUUCACAUUUUUUUUCAAAAACUUUGUUUUCAGGUCCAACUUCAACUCCUCACGGCUGUCGUGAAGCUCUUCCUGAAGCGCCCAUCCGACACUCAACAGCUCGUCCAAAGGGUUCUUCAACUGGCCACCCAAGAAAGUGAUAACCCCGAUCUCCGUGACAGAGGCUACAUCUAUUGGAGAUUGCUGUCCGCCGACCCGCAAGCUGCCAAAGAAGUUGUUCUGGCCGAGAAACCGUUGAUUUCGGAGGAAACUGAUCUCUUGGAACCAUCUCUGUUGAACAAAUUGGUUUGCCAUAUUGGAAGUUUGGCCUCGGUUUAUCAUAAACCGCCAAGCUCUUUCAUUGACCCCUCAAAACAUGCGUUGGGAUUGGCUAAUAGCUCGAGCAAGUAAGUGGUUUCGAGAAUUUGAAAGAAUUUGAUUUUCGAUUUUUUUUCAUGUUUUUGAUCUUGAAAUUUUGGCUUCAAUUUCAUGAAUGUUUAGCUUAUUGAUUCGUCUAAUUUUUAGCGAUGACACCGCCUCCGGUGCGAACAUCUCUGCCGGCUCCAACGGCGCUGUAAUCCCCCCUCAGCCCACCGUCAUCCCCGCCCAAGCCUCGAUCGUCGCCGACCUCCUUCAACUCGACUUUGGCGGCCCUACUCCCACCCCACCCGCUCCACAACAACAGGCCCCGGUGGAUCUGCUCUUUGGAGAUGUCCCAACACCCGCCGCCCCAGUCUCCACCGGUCUGGCCGGCUUGGACGACCUUGGGUUGGCCUUGGGAUCGGUCAGCACUGCCCCAUCUGUGCCACCAGUAAGCACCACGACCCCAACAUCAACCGGAGCUGACCUGUUUGGGUUGACUUUGAGUGGUGGGAUCGGGACAGUUGGAAGCUAUGUUCCACCUAAAUGGGUAGGUUGAUGUCAAGUGUAAUAUAAUUUUUGCUCGGAUUGGACCGAAAAAUGAAUUUUGAAUAAGGUUUCAGAUGAGAUAAGAGUAUUUAGAGACUUUUUUUGUUUUUAAAAUUAACUUUGAUAUAAAAAUAAAAAUUUUGCGGAUUUGACACAUUUUUGUAAAUUUUUUAACCGAGUUCCGAAUUUUAGCAAUGGUUGGACGCCACGAAAGGAAAAGGCCUUCAAAUCGACGGCACGUUCGCCAGAAGAAACGGGAUUAUCCAAAUGGAAAUGACCUUCACCAACAAGGCCAUGCAGCCUCUUUCGGACUUUGCCAUCCAAUUCAACACCAACUCCUUUGGUCUAACCCCAACUUCUACAAUCCAGUUGAGAGUCUUGGCCCCAAAUGAGUCCUCGGAAGUUAUUGUUACUUGUGGAACUGGAGGAGGAGUCGCGAAAAUGGAACCAUUGACCAACUUGCAGGUGAGAAAUGAGAAUUUUUUGAAUGGGCAAGGAGUUAUGGGAAAGUUUGAGGAAUUUAUUGGGGAUUAG